This is a messenger RNA of Pundamilia nyererei, 1395 nucleotides long. It is a transcript of the gene pip4p2, whose product is annotated as phosphatidylinositol-4,5-bisphosphate 4-phosphatase 2. Lineage: Eukaryota; Metazoa; Chordata; Actinopteri; Cichliformes; Cichlidae. Gene Ontology annotation, biological process: phosphatidylinositol dephosphorylation. The transcript has 8 exons. Gene Ontology annotation, cellular component: phagocytic vesicle membrane; lysosomal membrane; plasma membrane. The coding region runs from base 159 to 1007 and encodes 282 amino acids. Gene Ontology annotation, molecular function: phosphatidylinositol-4,5-bisphosphate 4-phosphatase activity. The record is from RefSeq and is a predicted model, not a curated record.
AGCUCCUCCCCUCUCCAGGCUUCCGUCAGCGGGGCUGCUGCUGCUGCUGCUGGACCGGAGCGAGUCGGCACCAACAACCAGCCGCUGGCUGCUCCUCCGUGCUGAGGGAAAACUCGGUGCAGCCAGGAGCCACCCCGUCAUUUCUCACGGUCAACGACAUGGCCUCCGACGGCAUGGACGAGCGAUCUCCGCUGCUGUCGGGCCCCAACUCCGAGAAUGUGACCCCAACAGCUCCCCCGUACCUGCAGGAUUCAAGUCCCCGAGCCGAACUACCUCCUCCUUACACAGCCAUCGCCAGCCCCGAUGCCGGCGGUGUGCCUGUCAUCAACUGCCGCGUUUGCCAGUCGCUCAUCAACCUGGACGGAAAGUUGCAUCAGCACGUGGUCAAGUGCACUGUCUGCAAUGAAGCUACACCCAUUAAGAAUCCCCCUACAGGGAAGAAGUAUGUGCGGUGUCCCUGCAACUGCCUGCUCAUCUGUAAAGACACAUCCAGAAGGAUAGGAUGUCCUCGACCAAACUGCAGACGCAUCAUCAACCUGAGCCCAGUGAUGGUGAUCCCCGAGGAGCAACCCGCCCAGCCAGCGCUGCCCAUCCAACCCGAGGGAAUGAGAGUGGUCUGUGGCCACUGUGGCAACACCUUCCUAGGCAGUGAGGACGCCAGGACAUCACAGCCUAUGUCUGGUCUCCCCAGUGAUGGCUCUCCACCAGCACAACAACAGUGGAUGGAGCUUCGAUUUAACACGCUAGCCAAGUGUCCCCACUGCAAAAAAAUAUCCUCCGUCGGCAGUGCGCUCCCUAGGAGGCGCUGUUGUGCUUAUAUAACUAUAGGAAUGAUCUGCAUUUUCAUUGGAGUGGGUUUAACAGUUGGCACUCGGGACUUCGCCAGACGUUACAACGCCACCUACGUGUCCUGGGCAUUUGCCUAUCUGCUGGGCCUCAUCUGUCUGAUACGUGCCUGCUACUGGGGAGCUAUCAAAGUGAGCUACCCAGAGAAUAGCUUCGCCUAGAGUGAUCAGAACAUGUGCACGGCUGGAAGAACAAAACUUCACUUUUAGUUUUUUCAUCUUGCUCAGAUUUCAGUCAUGUUCGGCGAAGUGGAACAUCUGUAGAGUGAAUGGACAGGAGUUUGUUCAAGAAAGAGUAUGCUGGUGAUUUUUCUUCAUGUUCCGUUUGUGUCUGGAAUAUUUUUGACUUACUGAACAAACCUACUGCCUGUCAGUCAGUCCUGUACCGGUCCACUGAGACUCAAAUCCAGUCCAAGUCUCCUAAAAUCGUUCAAAGUACAGAAUUAAGAAAUUGAAAUGAUUUUUCUUGAUGAAUGCCUGAAUUAAUUGGUUCACAUGCUGAUUUUAGAAAUGAUAGUGCAAGAGACUGGCUGGGUUUAGGAUUUUUUUU